Messenger RNA from Harmonia axyridis, 2077 nucleotides. RefSeq names its product transcriptional repressor protein YY1-like (gene Pho). The transcript has 6 exons. Gene Ontology annotation, molecular function: DNA-binding transcription factor activity, RNA polymerase II-specific; RNA polymerase II cis-regulatory region sequence-specific DNA binding. The record is from RefSeq and is a predicted model, not a curated record. Gene Ontology annotation, cellular component: PcG protein complex; transcription regulator complex. Bases 101 to 1192 code for a protein of 363 amino acids. Gene Ontology annotation, biological process: regulation of transcription by RNA polymerase II. Lineage: Eukaryota; Metazoa; Arthropoda; Insecta; Coleoptera; Coccinellidae.
CGGCGUCUGUGGAAGAAACUAGUUUUGUCCGCCAUUGUUGUGUGUUAGUGGCCAUAUUGUGCGACCAUCUUUUAUAAACAAAAUAGGGAGCCAUAUAAUCAUGGCGGAUCACCAAAAUUUAAUGUGUGAAGUGGAAAUACAGCCGGACAUACAGGAAUGUGUGGAAAUCGAAUCUAUUCCAGUGGAUAUGAGCGAUGCAGUCGAGACUAUUGUCGAAUGCGGUGAUACGAUAAUGGGAAUGCAAUCGCUAGAAGACAGGGAUAUAAUUUUAGAAACACAAGAAGAAAUUAUAGACGAUUCCGGUGAUCCGUUGAAUUUGUACGAUGUUCCUGUACCUGAUUCAUCCGAUUUAUACGUGGAAUCAUCCCCCGGACCAUCUAAAAAGAAAAGAUCGUUGAAUAAAAAUCGGGGAAUAAUAGGAAGACGGGAUAACGAAAUGUUGUUAAGCGAUAUGCACGUAGAAAGUAAACCUAGAAAAUGGGAACAAAAACAGGUACAAAUCAAAACUAUGGAAGGUGAAUUUUCAGUAACCAUGUGGGCUUCAGGUACCAGCGACGAUGAAGGCUCGAAUCCUGAAGCUGAUCUUGAAUUGAAAGAAUAUAUGACAGGAAAGAAAAUUCCAACUGAUGGAAUGCCUGGUUUAGAUUUGUCAGAUCCAAAACAAUUGGCAGAAUUUGCUAGGCCUGGUUUGAAAAGUCCUAGAGUUCGAAGACCAAAUCAGGACUGCUCAGAUAGAACAAUAGCUUGUCCACAUAAAGGUUGCAACAAAAUGUUCAGAGAUAAUUCUGCUAUGAGAAAACAUCUUCACACUCAUGGACCAAGGGUUCAUGUGUGUGCAGAGUGUGGCAAGGCAUUUGUAGAAUCAUCCAAAUUGAAGAGACAUCAAUUAGUGCACACUGGAGAGAAACCUUUCCAAUGCACAUUCGAAGGCUGUGGAAAGAGGUUUAGUUUAGACUUCAAUUUGAGAACUCAUGUUAGAAUACAUACAGGAGACAGACCAUAUGUAUGUCCAUUUGAUGGAUGCAACAAGAAGUUUGCUCAAUCUACAAACUUGAAGAGUCAUAUUUUAACUCAUGCCAAAGCUAAGUCAAGAAACAAUAUAUCCCGGGCACCAAAUAAUUUACAGAUGCUUCAACCUCAAUUUGUACAAGUAGAAGUAGCAGAACCUGAAUAUAUUGUUUAUGCUGAUUAAAUUAGAGGAAAAAUUGAAAUGUAAAUAAGGAGAUGAGAAUGGGUAACACUUCAAGGAAUAAAGACACUUCUACUUUGAGAAAACCAUGAUGUUCGUUAAUCAAGGAGAUGAGAUUGAUAAUUAUUGUUUUUAUAAUGGUCCUUUCUUGAAGGUUCCAGAAAAACUUUAGUAGUGAUUAGGAAAACUGUACAAAUGUAAAUAAUAAAGAUAAUAUUUUCAUUUUAAAAUGGGACUUCAAUUUAUACAGUUUUCCCUGUCUAAUUUUUUUAAUUUAUUUUUGUACGCUAUUUAUAGAACCUGUUUUCAAAGAAAUUUAAAGGAAUAACUACUACUUUUUCCCACUAAAAAGAAAAUUAGUGUGUACAUAUUGAAUUACAUUGUGCAUAUAAUCAUUUUGGGGAGAUGCAGAUGUUUGUAUAUUUUUAAAUUAACUUUGAAUUUUGAUUUCAGUAGUAUCUACUUCAAUUCAGAAGAAAUAAAGGAACACUAUUUUCAUAAAAGUAAAAUUAUUAUAUUUAAUUUUUUCGAAGUUGAUACCACUUGAAAGAUGUUCCAUUAAUUGUUUUCUCAUUUGUAAAUAGAAGAAAAUAAUUAAUUCUGUUAAAUACCACAUGAAGCAAAUUAUUCAAGAACAAGGAAUCUCAAAGUAGAUGAUAGCAAAACCAAAAAUCUUCAUCUCUGUAUUUUCGAUAUGACAUUUGUGCUCAAGUACAAAAUAAACUUUCUCUCGAAAUUUUACUAAUAAAGCAAUUUUAUCAUUUGGUUAUCUUCAUAUGUAACUUUAAUAUUUAAAGUUAUCUAUUUUAAUUCAAUUUAAGUUAUUGUAUAUGUUAAUUAGGUUACAUGUCUUGUAAAUAGAAAACAAAAUAAAUAGGGUAAUUUUUU